AUGGAGCCGCCCUCGUCGUCGUCGUCCCCGCGGCUUCUCUCCCCCGCGGAGGGCGACGGCGCCUCGGCCCCGCAGCGCCAGUGGCUGCGGGAAGCGCGCGGCUUCGUCCGCCGGGCGCUCCUCGGCUGCGGCCCGAGCGAGGAGCGGGCGGCGGCGGAGGAGGAGGAGGAGGCGGGAGACCCGGCCGUCACCACCUGGCGGCGCUUGCAACGCGCGCUUUGGCAGUGUGGGGGCGCCCGAGAGCUGCCGCUGGGAUACCGCAUGAUCUCUGUCUCGGAACUUCAGUCUCAGCAACGUCAGCCGUGCUGUAGUCAUCUGACCUGGAGCAGCGAUGAAUUCAGGAAAUGGGCUUGCGACACCACAGGCCUCUUUCCUGAGCAGAGGAUUUUGCAACGAGCUCACUUGAUCCUUGUUGGUUACCUGACAGACAGGAAGGACGGAGUGACGGACGGUGGCUUGUAUGUGCGAGACAACACUGGCGUCCUUCCCUGUGAGGUCCUGCAUUUUAAACUGGAAUGGCUAGAAAAGCUGAUGCUUUUCCCUAGUUGGACGUACAUCCCCGCAAAGAGCCCGAACAGAGCUGGAUACCUGGAGAUCUUAGCAGAUCCAGUCGAAGUGAUUCCUGGUCCGGAGAAGAGGAUCGAUAUCCCCCCUGUCUUUGAUCCAGGGCAAGCUGCAAAGCUCCUCAGUGCCAGGGCUCAGUGUAAGAAGGUGGCAGAGGUGAAUGUGGCGGGGGAGCUGUCCAGGCUCAGCACUGUCCUCUCCAUCCACCAUAAAGUCUUCUUCUUCCUCUUCUUAAAGAACUUCAGCUCGGAUGUUGACGUCCCUGUCCUGGUGCAGUCUCCCCACUUGGUUUGGCGUCAUGUUCUACAGCCGGGGCACGGGUAUGUGGUGACUGCUCUGAAAAUAUCUUCCCUCAAAGCUUCGGGAUUGAGAGUGUUCGUCACCAGCUCUUCCUCGCGCCUUUUGCCGUAUUGUCCGGAGGAUGUGACCGAGCCAUUUCAGGACAGUACUGCAGAGGGAAGUUCAGUUAUGUCUGCCUCCCCAGUCACCUGCAGGCAGCUCAGCAGUCCCUUGGAGUUGGGAGAGGAAGACAAGACACUGGUUCCAGUUAAGAAGUCUAAAGUGAUCUCUUACAUGGGCACUAUCACCCAGGUGCUGAACGCUCAAGCCGGCCUCUACGAGCUGGAUAACAAGUUCAUCCUUUGCCUUGCUUACCAGCAGCAAUUGAAUGCUGGCCGCGGGCUCCGACCAGGCGUGAGUGUGGAGCUCAGAGACGUCCACCUUCUGCAGAAGCCCCUGACCGCUUUCCCCUUUGUCCUGGGAGCCUGCCUGCGCUCGACUCUCGCGCUCAAGAGUUUUUCCAAGCAAAGCGUAUUGCACCAGCCGGUGGCCUCCAGUGGGAAUCUUUACGUGCAGCUGCUCUUGCAGUACAACUUAACCUUGCCGGAGUAUUUGUGUCUGGUCAGCUUGCUGGAGACGUUGGAGAGGAGGUUCUGUUGUUUCAUUCGACGGCAGGAACUGUUGCUCUGCUCUGGUCUCAGUGCUGCAGGGGCAGCUGAGAAAUUUAUCGUCCCUAUUCUGAAUUUGUUGGUGCCGACUGGGAAACAGGCAAGAGACAUUCAUCGGGAGAUCCUGGCCGAAAGGCACAACUGUCCCCUGCAGCAGUACCAGAUUCUGGAGCCUCCCUGCCAGAUUCCACCUUUCUCUUUGCUGUUCACAAUGGUCGAGAAGAGAUGUCUGGAAAGUUUCAGUCCUUCACAACAGAUGAGCUCUGCCCCGGAGAUCCAGCAUGUAGAUGCCCAAGAGCUGAAUCGUAAACUGGCCUGGUCCAACUGUAUGUUAUCGGCUGAGAGCUUUAACCCUCCGCUGGUGCUGCUUGGAGUUCUGAGAGCCUCUUCCAGUAGCGGCUUCCUCCAGUUACGAGACAGCGUGAAAGCACUUCCUUGUAUGAUAUUCCACAGGGACGGGAGGCCCUUUGCGGACACCUCUCUGAUAGGGUGUCUUCUGCAGAUCGAGAGAUUCCAGCUUGUGGUGGAGCAGUUUCUGCAAAGUGAUUUUCCUUCCUGGCAGGAGCUGAAGUCGCUGGAGUAUGUCAAGGAGAGGAAGACGAGGCUUUACGUGCAGUUCUGUGUCGAGGAUGUGACUAUUCUUCAUUCUCCUCACAAAAGAGCCCCUGAGGUUCCCAAAGUCCGCAAAGAGUCCUCUUCUGGGGCACAGGACAACGGGAGCUCUGUAGCUGAGCUGAGGUCCACAGACGGGAACCUAAUAAACACCGAAAAGGAUGAAGCGGCAGCAAACACUCCUGAACCUUCUGAGAGCAUUGCUGGGGAUGCCAGGGGCGUGUCCCGUCUGUUCUUGGUGACCCAGAAAGAGGGUCUCAUGUGGCGCAACUACCCACAGGCUUCGGAAAGGCAAGGCCAAGGCGGCGAAGCGCCACAACUCUGUUUUCAAGUCACAGCGUUAUGGAUGGGAAAACCUGAGCACUGUGAGGGAGAAGUCGAGGGCCAGAAGGAGCUUAGUGCCUCUGCGCUUGGAGGCCCCAUUGAAGCCCGACCAAAAGUAUUGCUGCUCUUCCUGGGGAAAUCACUUCAAUGGUUCCCGUUCCUGCACCCGGGGGGACUGUACCGGUUUAUCAUACCCCAGUGCUUGGACCUAGAGGUUUUUGACAAAUUGUGCCUCCCAGAGGGAUCAGGAAACCUCUCAAACAUGGACUGCUCCUUUUUUCUCCCUGUCCCAGAUACUGGUUACCUGCACCAUGUGAACUGGAUUUCCCAGAUGGUUUCAGAGGCAUCAGAGAUGGAACAGAACGUAUUCUCCAUUGCAGAGAUACUCAGCCCCAGUUUCACAGGAUCCCUGGUCUCAUUCUCUGGAGUAAUAGCAGAAAGGACUUUGUGUGAAUCUGUUACUGGAAAGAAGCCAAUUGCAUCUCGGUCUACCAAGCAGCAGAAGGGGAAUCUCUUGCCCUGGGAUUACAGUGUGAAGCUGAGCCUAUUGCCUGCGAGCGGUCCACCCAUCGGGCUGGACGUGUAUGUUGAAGCCACGUUCCUGCCGUAUCUUUGGGGCAUGCUCCCUGGAGCCAAGGUUCUCUUCCACAACUUGCAGCGCAAAAUUUCCAGGUUCAAAAACGUAUAUUGCACCUACACGGCCUCCAGCUGCACCUGUGUUCUGAGCCCCCCGCCUCCCAAAUCUCCUUCCGGGCUGGUUGAUGGCCCUUCUCCUCUCCUGGCGGUGUACCUGUCUCAGAUACAGCUUCAGCCUCCUCGUUGGUGCCUGCUGCAGCUCACCUGCCACCUGACGUGUGUCCUGAAGCUGUGCCUGCGCUGGACCUGUUCUCUCUGCGGCAGCAUCGUCCAAGAGGGAAGACGCAACCAACAUAACCCACCUUGCUCGUCGCAUACCGGAGUGAUCAAAGCUAGUGCCAGGAUCCUUGUAGAAGACGGGACAGGUGAGGCUGCUGUGCACUGCAGGAACCAGCAGGUGUGUGAAGUGCUGGCUCUGAGCCCCAAGGAGUGGGACGUGGUGCAGGCCCACGUUCGGAGCAAAGGCUGUGUCAGCAUCCAGCAUCAUAACAGUGGCAUUGGGCCCGAGUGCGCAGAAGAGCCCGAAGACUUGCUGAGCUGGUACUUGAGAAGUCUGUGCAGGAGCCCCCUCGUCUGUCGGCCCCUUGUGUUGACUGCCAGACUGGAUAGAAAGCCCCCAGAGGCAGGUUCUGGGCAGACAAGGAGGUUUUUUUCCAACGACGUCGAGUUCAUGUGCCAAAUGAAGACUCAGCUGAACUUGACGUGUCUGAGCAUCCGGGAGGCCACCUGA
Messenger RNA from Euleptes europaea (tarantolino), 3813 nucleotides. RefSeq names its product CST telomere replication complex component 1 (gene CTC1). Gene Ontology annotation, biological process: positive regulation of DNA replication; telomere maintenance via telomere lengthening. The coding region runs from base 1 to 3813 and encodes 1270 amino acids. Gene Ontology annotation, molecular function: telomeric repeat DNA binding; single-stranded DNA binding. Gene Ontology annotation, cellular component: CST complex. Lineage: Eukaryota; Metazoa; Chordata; Lepidosauria; Squamata; Sphaerodactylidae. The record is from RefSeq and is a predicted model, not a curated record. The transcript has 23 exons.